Molecule: messenger RNA, 2010 nt
Organism: Phyllostomus discolor (pale spear-nosed bat)
Lineage: Eukaryota; Metazoa; Chordata; Mammalia; Chiroptera; Phyllostomidae
Gene: FEZ1
Product: fasciculation and elongation protein zeta 1
Exons: 10
Coding region: 491-1666 (391 amino acids)
Cellular component (GO): cytoplasm; axon
Source: RefSeq, a predicted model, not a curated record
CGGGGAGGGGCGGAGGGCGGGAGGAGGGGAGCUCGCUGCUGCCGCCGCACUGCCCCGCAGCCGCUGCCCCGCCGCUCCCUCGCACUGCGCUCCGGCCAUUCUGUGGAUGGAGGUGUCCCGCUGAGCCCCGGGACCCGCCUCCCUCCGCCAGGACCCGCACAGGUGCAGUCGCGGGGGGCGACCUUGGUCCGGACCGACCCACGGCCGUGGGUGGGGGUUGGACAGGGUGGUGAGGAGGCCCUGCGACCCCGGGCUCCCCUGCCCGCAGGUCUAGGAGAGCCGCAGCCUCGAACCUCUUGCCCUGUGCCAUCCUGGAAUCGGAAUGGAAAAGCCUGGAGGCCGGCACUCUCUGUCCAGCCGUUCGCGGGAGCGCAGCGUGGACGCAGCGCCCGGCCGGGGAUGUGGGACCACGGGCACUGCAAGCAGUAUCAGAACCUGGGCCCCCAGCCAGGCCUGAUAAACGAAUCCUGAGAGCUGCUGCUGUGCCAGAAUGGAGGCCCCACUAGUGAGUUUGGAUGAAGAGUUUGAGGACCUCCGGCCCUGCUGCUCAGAGGAACAGGAGGAGAAGCCCCGGUGUUUUUAUGGCUCAUCUCCCCACCAUCUAGAGGACCCCUCCCUGUCUGAGCUUGAGAAUUUUUCCUCUGAAAUAAUCAGCUUCAAGUCCAUGGAGGACCUCGUGAAUGAGUUUGAUGAGAAGCUCAAUGUCUGCUUUCGGAACUACAACGCCAAGACGGAGAACCUAGCUCCCGUGAAGAACCAGUUCCAGAUCCAGGAGGAGGAGGAGACCCUGCAGGAUGAGGAGGUCUGGGAUGCUCUGACAGACAAUUACAUCCCUUCACUCUCAGAGGACUGGAGGGACCCAAACCUGGAGGCUCUGAAUGGCAACAGCUCUGACACUGAGAUCCACGACAAAGAGGAAGAAUUCAAUGAGAAGAGUGAGCAUGAUUCCGGCAUCAACGAGGAGCCUCUACUCACAGCAGACCAGGUAAUUGAGGAGAUCGAGGAGAUGAUGCAGAACUCGCCAGACCCCGAGGAGGAAGAGGAGGUUCUGGAAGAGGAGGAUGGGGGCGAAACUUCCUCCCAGGCGGACUCAGUCCUCCUGCAGGAGAUGCAGGCCUUGACCCAGACCUUCAACAACAACUGGUCCUACGAAGGACUGAGGCACAUGUCUGGCUCGGAGCUGACCGAGCUGCUGGACCAUGUGGAAGGUGCCAUCCGAGACUUCUCGGAGGAGCUGGUGCAGCAGCUGGCCCGCCGGGACGAGCUGGAAUUUGAGAAGGAAGUGAAGAACUCUUUCAUCACGGUGCUCAUUGAGGUCCAGAACAAGCAGAAGGAGCAGCGAGAGCUGAUGAAAAAGAGGCGGAAAGAGAAAGGGCUGAGCCUGCAGAGCAGCCGCGUGGAGAAGGGGAGCCAGAUGCCUCUCAAGCGCUUCAGCAUGGAAGGCAUCUCAAACAUUCUCCAGAGCAGCAUUCGCCAAACUUUUGGCUCCUCGGGAACUGACAAACAGUACCUGAACACGGUCAUCCCUUACGAGAAGAAAGCCUCGCCCCCGUCGGUGGAAGACCUCCAGAUGCUGACAAACAUUCUCUUUGCCAUGAAGGAAGAUAAUGAAAAGGUGCCAACUUUGCUAACGGACUAUAUUUUAAAAGUGCUCUGCCCUACCUAACCUCGACCCUGGGAGCAGCCUUGCCGCGGAGGUCACUGAGCAAGAGUCAUUCCAUCACAGGGACUGCAUGACACCACGUAACCUCCGGCGUGUAUUCAAACGUGUAGAGCUUAACCUGGAUUAAACACGAGCAAACGCGCGGGUCCUUUGCUGUUGUUGGCUUCUAGUCCUAGUAACCAUUGGAUGCAUGACAAGGGGCAGGGCUGGGGACGACUCGGCCUGCCCUCCGCCUGUGUUGGGGGGAGGCAGAUGCCCUUACCACUCCUUAUGUAGUUUGGCUCCAGCCCCCCAAAACAGCUGACACUUUAACACUAAUUUUGAAAUAAACCUUCAUUUAAUUAAUA